AGUGAGAGGUUGGGAGGCGCACGAUGAAUCCCGCUUCCGCACCCCCUCCUCUGCCGCCCCCGGGGCAGCAGGUCAUCCACGUCACCCAGGACCUCGACACUGAUCUCGAAGCCCUCUUCAACUCCGUGAUGAAUCCCAAGCCGAGCUCUUGGAGGAAGAAGAUCCUGCCCGAGUCAUUCUUCAAGGAGCCUGACUCCGGCUCGCAUUCCCGGCAGUCCAGCACCGACUCGUCCGGCAGCCACCCGGCCCGGCUGAGCGCCGGCGGCGGCGGCGGCGGCGUUGCCGGGGGUGCCCAGCACGUCCGCUCGCACUCGUCGCCCGCCUCCCUGCAGCUGGGCACCGGGGCCGGGGCGGCGGCCAGCGCGGCGCAGCAGCACGCGCACCUCCGCCAGCAGUCCUACGACGUGACCGAUGAGCUGCCGCUGCCUCCCGGUUGGGAGAUGACCUUCACCGCCACCGGCCAGCGGUACUUUCUCAAUCACAUAGAAAAAAUCACCACAUGGCAAGACCCUCGGAAGACAAUGACUCAACCUUUAAACCACAUGGCCCUCCACCCUGCUACAACUUCGACCCCAAUGCCCCAGAGAUCAAUGGCAAUGUCUCAGCCCAACCUUGUGAUGAACCACCAGCACCAGCAGCAGAUGGCAUCUAACACUACUCUGUCCCAGCAGAACCACCCAGCCCCAAACCCACAGGCGGGCUUGAUGAGUUUGCCCAAUGCCCUGACCACUCAGCAACAGCAGCAGCAGAAACUACGCCUCCAGAGGAUCCAGAUGGAAAGAGAAAGAAUCCGAAUGCGCCAGGAGGAACUCAUGAGACAGGAAGCCGCUCUAUGUCGACAACUUCCUAUGGAAUCAGAGACAAUGGCCUCUGUUCAGGCUGCUGGAAACACACCUGCCAUGGCCCAGGAAAUCAGACCAAUAACAAAUAAUAGUUCGGAUCCUUUUCUCAAUGGUGGGCCUUACCAUUCCAGGGAGCAGAGCACAGACAGUGGCCUAGGCUUAGGAUGCUACAGCAUCCCGACAACUCCUGAAGAUUUCCUCGGCAACGUAGAUGAGAUGGACACAGGGGAAAAUGUAGGACAGACACCGAUGACUCUAACUGCCCAGCAGACCCGUUUCCCCGACUUCCUUGACUGUCUUCCUGGAACAAAUGUUGAUCUUGGGACUUUGGAGUCGGACGACCUGAUCCCGAUCUUCAACGACGUGGAGUCUGUCCUUAACAAAAAUGAGCCCUUCCUCACCUGGUUGUAAUCUGAGCUCUAGGCUCUGGCUCAGCUCACCCCCCACAUCCUCCAUUUCCGUCUCCUCUUUGGAAGAGAGAUGGAGCCCAGAAAGUACUCAAGAUUUCCAAUGACUCAAUGUGGUCAAUUGAAAUUGUCUGGAUUUGAUUGACAAGAACUUAAGUCUAAAUAUAUAAAUGUAUAUUUUCUCUUUACUUUUAAACUGUAUCUGUUUGCUACAGCAUACUGGCUGAGGUAUGCCUGUAGCCCAGAUUUCAGGGAGAAAUUGCAGAAUUAUUUCAUCUUUUCUCUCUUUUCAUUGGCCCAUGAAGAAGCUUGUGGGUGUUAGUUUAAAUUAAAAGCCAAUAAACAAGAGAAAAACAGAGUUUGAUGUGACAGCUUCAGCCAGGAUCCCUGCACCAGAUUAGUCCCAAAGUGUAGGUCAGUAGCUAUAUUUAUGACAAUAGUACCAAAUGCUUUACAAAAGUAAAAAAAAGAAAACUCUAUUUAACUUGAGCUUUCAAGAAAUCAUUGUAUUGUUAGUCAAAUAGUACUGUAAGGAAUGCAGAGUAGCUUCAAAUCCAUGCUGGCUAUGAUAAUAAUAAUUAUUAUUAUCCUAUAUUUGCAGAGGCACAGACAGUACUGUUAUAGUUUAUCCUCCAGUAUAUUACUGUAUAGCUUCCAGAUAAUGAACAAUUCCAAUUUCAACGGUAGCAGAUUGUCUAGUAACUGUUUUAUUCUAAAGAUGCCAUAAAAGAGACCACAUUGGUACUAACCACCACCACCACUGCCACUAGAAAAACAAACUAGUGGAAUGAAACGACAUGCAAUUACAAUAAAAUGCAACUCAGAUUUUGAUGUUUAUUUUUAUUAAGCACUCACUGUAAUUUUGUAACUGAUUAUAAUUAGCAACAGAAUUUUUUUGUUUUUUUUUGGAUAUAUCUGUGGCAAUUGUUUUUUUGAUUUUGGGAGAUUAAUCCUAAAAUAUAUCAGGGUAGAAAAGUGUGGCACAAUUUACAACUUGACGAUAGAAUAUCCAGUUGCCUUUUUUUUUUUGUAAGCCUUGUUGGUCUUGUCACCAAGACAAUAAUGAAUUGAAACAGACAGUAUCAAUGAAACUCUAAUCGGGAAAGAGCCGAUCACUGAAUGACCUGUAAACAAAUGCCUGCUUUAUGGGGAGGGUACAUGGUGGAGGCAAAUGUUUCUGAAUUCAGUCAAACUAUUCCCUGUCUGCUAAUUCUAUUAUCCAAACCUUUUUGCUUGCUACCAUUGGUAUAAAAGGCAUGAUAUCACAUAUACUCAAUACCUCUCAUGUAAUCAAGAGAAAUUUCUUUUUGCGAUGUUUAGGACUGAGAGUGCAUAAAGUAUAGCUAGCAUUCAGUGCCCCGAAUAUGCCAAUGACGUCCUCAAAUGUUUUAAUAUUUCUGAACUGUCAUUAUUUAUAAUCUAUGAAUUUAAUCUGUUUUUUUUUUUAAAAUUUAACAAAAUGCAUUACUUUUUAAAGGCAUUAUUAUUAAUUCCAGUCUCUGAGCUAGGACUUUUCAGCUUCUAGCAAAGAAAGGAGGCUGAUCACUCAUUAAGUGUUCAGGGUCUGUUAACUCAGAUUCUUUCUUAUGUAUUAGAAGAUACAAGAAGUACAGACUAUCUUUUAUCUUGUUGGGAAGAAAGCAGGUGAAAAGGUCAGAGUACAAGUAGCAAUGUUAUGGAAAAUAUAUGGAAAGGUUGAAAAAUCAGGAAAUGGAUAGGGAUAGACUCGUAAUCAUGCCCCAGAGGUGAGAAGACCUUCAUGUGAUAGGUGCCCAAAUAGAAAAUGUCAACAGAGUUUUAUGAAAAUGGUUUCCUAUGAUAACUUUUAUACCAAAAGAUUUUCCCAUUAUAUUAAAAAAAAAAACUACUUUGGUGCACUUUACAUUGGAGAGAAAGACAAAAGAGGGAAUGAGAAGGAUGAGGAGGAAACUACUGUUACUCCCAAAACAAAGAAACUUUUUUUCUCUAAAUGAAUAGUAGUUGGAUUUUGUUUUUGUUUUUGUUUUUUUUGGCUCCCUCCCUUCCCCUCUAUGUUUGUCUGAUGAUCUCCAUCUCUCCCCCUUUUUAAUCUCUCUCUUCCCUUUUCCAACACCCCCAUCCUUUUCUUCAUUAUUUUCUUCACUCUCUGUCCCACUUUUUCAUUCCCACACCCAAGGGGUGGGGGUGGGGGGCGAAGAGAGCAGCUGGAUGGCAAUAUUUCUUUCUCUACCAAAUUGAAGGGAGCACUGGUUUUUUUCUCUCUUUUGCUAGAAAUAAUUGCAAAAAGAGGGGAACAAUCUUUUUGAAUGAACAAGGGACCUAACAAGGCUAAGCAGUGUUACUGUAUUUUUUUAAAGUUUUUUUUUCUCUUUAAGACUUGUUUUCAGGUUAUCAAAUUAAAUCUGAAAUAGCUAUCCCUCAUCGCCUUUUUAAAAAAAAUACAUGAUUAGCACAUUGGGGAUUUACAGAGUCUGUUUUCAGAAGUGAAUUUUCUAGUAUGCUGUAGUUGGAAUUGUUAAAUAUUAGGUGAAUUUUUCUUUUCUUUUUAGAGAAACUAGUUGAGCAUUUAUUAUUAAGGAAAUUACAUUUUUCCCCAGAAUAAAGCAAAGCAUUGAUCAAUACUAUGUUAUCACUUAAAUAAAGCCAAGUAGAGUGUUCUUUUAAUGGCAUGUAAAACAUUGUUUCAAAAAGAAAGGAAGGAAGGCAGAAAAGGGAAGGAAGGAAAGAAAAGAAGGAAGGAAGGAAGAAAAAAAAUAAAGUUAGAAAACUUGAAGCGUAACAACUCUUACGUACAGAGUUUCAGAUGACUAUCAUCACAGGGCCUCCUGCCAAGUUAAACAGAAGGUGCUAUCUUACAAGUUUUUGUUAGAUUUUAAAGCAACUGCCAGAAUGCCAGUUCUUUUUAGUUUGAAAUGACAAUGAUGAGUUAAAAGAAAAUUCUGCAUUGCAACCAACAUGGGAAAGAUAUUUUAAAGUGUAUUCCUUCCCAUGCCUUUUCUAACUUAAAAGAUAUUUGAAUUGAAUUCUUGGACAAAACCUUCACGUUUGUAAUUCCAUCAAUGCAGUGUCUCACUGCAUUAUUUAAAGAUGUGAAAUGAAAUUUUUUUUUUUUUUACAAUUUUCAUGGUGUACAGGAAGGAUACAGAGUGAAUAUGCCAAAGUGCCCGGGCACACAGUUGAUCCUUACUUACUGGGUAGGACAGUUCUACAUCAGUGUUGGUGACAUGGAACAGGAGGGAAAUUGUCCUGUAGCUUUUAUUCCGGUAACACUUGUAGAAUGUAGUUCUCAGAAGAAGCACGACUUGAUGACACAAUGCUGUUUGUAAGACAUCGUACGUUAAUUUUAAAUGGGAAAAAGGGGUGAUUGACAAAGACUGUUUCCUAAUACACUACAUCCAUUUAUAUUCUAGUGCCUUAAUUUUUUAAUUUACUUUUGUUAUAUGACAUAUGUGUGAGUGUUUAUUUUUAAUUUAGAUGGCUAUGCAUACAAAAUGUGUGCAGUCAAACCAAUCAGAUCAAACUGUUGUACCCAGAGUUUGGUACUGGUUUUUUUUUCUCUGAUCCUGUACAAGAAAAAUAAAUAUAAUUAAAUUUCA
Molecule: messenger RNA, 4824 nt
Organism: Phascolarctos cinereus (koala)
Lineage: Eukaryota; Metazoa; Chordata; Mammalia; Diprotodontia; Phascolarctidae
Gene: WWTR1
Product: WW domain containing transcription regulator 1
Biological process (GO): positive regulation of transcription by RNA polymerase II; hippo signaling
Cellular component (GO): cytoplasm; nucleus
Molecular function (GO): protein binding; transcription coactivator activity
Source: RefSeq, a predicted model, not a curated record